Messenger RNA from Monosiga brevicollis MX1, 984 nucleotides. RefSeq lists its product as uncharacterized. NCBI's taxonomy places the organism in Eukaryota, Choanoflagellata, Craspedida, Salpingoecidae. Gene Ontology annotation, molecular function: hydrolase activity, hydrolyzing O-glycosyl compounds. The transcript has 2 exons. Bases 1 to 984 code for a protein of 327 amino acids. The record is from RefSeq and is a predicted model, not a curated record.
AUGUUAGCAGCAGCCAUGCGACGUUAUGGGAAUCGCACACGCGACUACUGGGAGGUCACGAACGAGCCCAAUCUUGCCAUGAACGGCGAUGGAUACAUUGACUAUUACAACUUUGCCAAGAUUGUGGCCGACACUGUCAAGGCCGAUCCGGUCACCCGCCACCUGGCGCUGGUGGGGCCUGCAUUGGCCUUUGGUGGUGCCUUGUCGGUGCCUUGGCUUGAAAAUAUCAUGAACAGUGGCAUCGUGGAACUCUUCGACUUUAUUACCGUCCACUUUUAUCGCCCAGGUGUCCCCGAGUCCGUCAAUGAUCUGGACGAGUCGUCACACUCGGUGGCCUUUGUUCGAACGCUCAUUGCCCAGCACGGCGGGCAGACCAAGCCUGUCUGCGACGUUCUCAGCGGCGAGUGGGGUUAUAGCACCGUCGAUGUGGAUGAAACCAUUCAAGCUUCUUACCUCGUGCGCCAAUGGCUGACGAUGCUCUCGGCCAAGGUUCAAUUGGCUAACUGGUAUGAUUGGGUGGACGACUGCGACGAUGCGACCAACAAGGAAUGCCGCUUUGGCGUCGUGCGAUCUAAUUUUUCACCCAAGCCUGCCUACCGCGCUGCCCAGAGUCUGUUGCAUCUCUUUGGCCAGGCAACGCUUGAUGCACCAGACUGGCCAUCAACUGGAGGCCGAGCCCUGUCAUUUGACAACAGCAGUCGCUUUGUGAUCUGGAACGUGGAUACCAAUUAUUCCAACACGUUUGGACAGCCCGUCACGAUUCAAGUGCCCACCCAGCACCCGCGAGCCUGCUACUCGGUCAUGCCGCUCAUCAAGUCCAACACAACGACACCGUUACCUCACGUCCCCAACCUCGUGGCCAAUCAGUCCUGCGCGGACAAAAGCGGUUGGUUGACUUACGCUGUGACGGGCGAGCCUGUGGCCAUGAUACUCGACUCGAAUCUGCCCGAGCCCGGGGGCAAGCGUGUCGUACCUGUGAAAUAA